CUGUGGUUGCAGUGCUGCUUCAGAAUCACUGGCAGCACAUCUCGCCAACCCGCGCACGGAAUAAAAAAAAAAUAAAAUAAAAUAUUGGGAGUGCAUGGCGAGAGCGCGCAGGAGCACCAAGCGCGCGUGCACAGCUGUCAGGACCAAGGACAGCGACCGCUUAGCCCGGAGCGACCUGCGACGGAACUUCGGCGUGAUCGUCCCCCGAGUGGCUCACACGCUUCACGAGGCACUGCAGAUCCCGUGGGCGAGGACAUUUUUCACCGGAGAAAGAGUCGCGCUGCCGUCCAGAAGCCGCUCGAGCCGAGCCGCCUGCACCAGGGAGAGAAGUGCGCGGGCAGGGGGCUUCAGUUUGACGGUGCUGCUGGCGCAAACGAUGCGGCUCUUUCUGCUGGCGGUGGUCGUCUGGUGCUCGUGCGCGCGGGCCGGCUGCGAACCGAAAAUCGUCAACAUCGGCGCCGUCCUCAGCCAGAAGAGGUACGAGCAGGUCUUCAAGGAUGCCGUCACCCAAGCCAACCAAGUCUAUGGACGGGACAAAUUUAAGCUCACGGCCAUCUCCGUCACGCAUAAACCGAACGCCAUUCAGAUGGCCCUGUCCGUAUGCGAGGACCUCAUCUCCAGUCAGGUCUACGCCAUCCUGGUGAGUCACCCGCCCCAGUCCAAUGACCACCUGACUCCGACACCUGUCUCCUACACCGCAGGCUUCUACCGCAUCCCCGUGGUGGGGCUCACCACUCGCAUGUCGAUUUACUCAGACAAGAGUAUCCAUCUGUCCUUCCUGCGGACCGUGCCCCCCUACUCGCACCAAGCGCACGUGUGGUUUGACCUGAUGCGCGAGUUCAACUGGAACCACAUCAUCCUGAUCGUGAGCGAUGACCACGAGGGCCGAGCUGCUCAGAAGAGGCUGGAGACGCUCCUGGAAGAGAGAGAAACCAAGGCAGAGAAAGUCCUCCAGUUCAGCCAGGAGACUAACUUAACGGCCCUGCUGCUCGAGGCCAAAGAACUGGAGGCUCGAGUCAUCAUCCUUUCGGCCAGCGAGGAAGACGCCGCCGCGGUGUACAAGGCCGCCCGCUUCCUCAACAUGACGGGCUCGGGCUACGUGUGGCUGGUGGGCGAGCGGGAGAUGUCGGGUAAAGCGCUGAGUGAGGCGCCAGACGGUUUGAUCGGCCUGCAGCUCAUCAACGGGAAGAACGAGUCGGCUCAUAUCAAUGACGCGGUGGCGGUUGUGGCCCAGUCCGUCCAAGAGCUCUUUGAGAAGGAAAAUAUCACUGAGCCACCAAGAGGAUGCGUGGGCAACACCAACAUCUGGAAAACGGGACCUCUAUUCAAAAGGGUGCUCAUGUCAUCGAAAUACCCGGAGGGGCUCACAGGACGUGUGGAGUUCAAUGACGACGGAGACAGGAAGUAUGCCCACUACAGCAUUCUCAACUACCAGAAGAGUCGACUCAUUCAAGUGGGCGUUUAUAAUGGGACGCAGGUGGUCAUGAACAAUCAGCGUAAGAUUAUCUGGCCCGGCGGGGAGACGGAAAAACCACAGGGCUUCCAGAUGUCGACUCGAUUGAAGAUAGUGACAAUACACCAGGAGCCAUUUGUUUAUGUGAAACCCACUAUGCCAGACGGAACGUGCAAGGAGGAAAUGACAUUAAAUGGAGUCUUAAUUAAAAAGGUUAUCUGCACUGGGCCCAAUGAGACCAUCCCAGGUAACACAUCAGGACGCCCAAUUGUGCCGCAGUGUUGUUAUGGAUUCUGCAUUGAUCUGCUGAUCAAGCUGGCUAUGACCAUGAACUUUACCUACGAGGUUCAUCUGGUGGCUGAUGGGAAAUUUGGAACGCAGGAGCGGGUGAACAACAGUAACAAGAAAGAGUGGAAUGGCAUGAUGGGAGAGCUCCUGGGGGGCCUGGCUGACAUGAUUGUUGCCCCGCUGACGAUAAACAACGAACGAGCCCAGUACAUUGAGUUCUCCAAACCCUUCAAAUAUCAAGGUCUCACGAUUCUCGUGAAAAAGGAAAUCCCUCGCAGUACACUGGACUCGUUCAUGCAGCCGUUUCAAAGUACUCUGUGGCUGCUGGUGGGUCUUUCGGUACAUGUGGUGGCGGUGAUGCUUUACCUACUAGACCGGUUCAGCCCCUUUGGAAGAUUUAAAGUCAACAGUGAAGAAGAAGAGGAAGAUGCCCUCACCUUGUCAUCUGCCAUGUGGUUCUCCUGGGGAGUGCUUCUGAACUCUGGAAUUGGAGAAGGUGCACCUCGCAGCUUUUCAGCGAGAAUUCUUGGUAUGGUGUGGGCUGGCUUUGCCAUGAUCAUUGUGGCUUCCUAUACUGCCAACUUGGCUGCUUUCCUGGUGCUGGACCGGCCUGAGGAGCGCAUCACCGGCAUCAAUGACCCAAGGCUCAGAAACCCCUCUGACAAGUUCAUCUACGCCACGGUGAAGCAGAGCUCCGUGGACAUCUACUUCCGGCGGCAGGUGGAGCUUAGCACCAUGUACCGCCACAUGGAAAAGCACAACUAUGAGAGUGCCGCCGAGGCCAUCCAGGCAGUGCGUGACAACAAGCUGCAUGCUUUCAUCUGGGACUCUGCGGUGCUGGAGUUUGAAGCCUCGCAGAAGUGCGACCUGGUGACCACGGGAGAGCUGUUUUUCCGAUCGGGCUUUGGCAUAGGCAUGCGCAAGGACAGCCCCUGGAAACAGAAUGUGUCCCUGGCCAUUCUCAGUUCUCAUGAAAACGGCUUCAUGGAAGAUCUAGAUAAAACCUGGGUGAGAUACCAGGAGUGUGACUCGAGGAGCAAUGCCCCAGCCACACUCACCUUUGAAAACAUGGCAGGAGUCUUCAUGCUUGUGGCUGGUGGCAUAGCAGCAGGGAUCUUCCUCAUCUUCAUCGAAAUAGCCUAUAAACGCCAUAAAGACGCCCGCAGGAAGCAGAUGCAGCUCGCCUUUGCGGCCGUUAACGUUUGGAGGAAGAACCUGCAGCCAUCUUCCUCUCUAGAGACUCAGGAUGAUAGAAAAAGUGGUAGAGCAGAGCCCGACCCCAAAAAGAAAGCCUCUUUUAGGUCCAUCAGUACCACCCUGGCCUCCAGCAUCAAGAGACGUAGGUCCUCCAAAGACACGCAGUACCCACCCACUGACAUCACGGGACAACUCAAUUUGUCCGACCCCUCCGUCAGCACUGUGGUGUAGGGAGCAUGACCCCCUCGCCCGACCCCCUCCACCUCCCGAAGCCUCGCUGCCCUCCCCCCAACCCCUACCCCAGCCGAAGGAGAGAGGAAACAAGAACAGGAAGGUGACGUGAGGAGAGUGGUCUCGCGCGUCCUUUCCCCGCCAACCGAUGGAGCUUGUGGAGGAGCUGAAGACGUGGCUCAAAACCCUCAACUUGCACCUUUUUGAACAGUCAGGAUUACCUGACCUUUCCAGGUAGAUGUUUGUAGGCUCCCCGAGCAUGCACGGAGCCAUCCGAAUCACAUUUACAAUUUUUCCACAUGUAUAUUACUACUUCGAUACGUCAUCUUUUAUGUCAUUUCGCCGACUUUAGUUACUGACUUAAACCUUUUGUCGUUGAUUCCAAUUUUCUUAAUCUGCCUCAUCGCUUUCUGCCGUGCCGUUUAGUCACAAUGAAUAAGCCACUUUUAAUACCAGUACUGUAACAUAUCACUUCCAAGUAGAGCCUAUUAAACACUGUAAUAGUUCAUGGGAGGGAGGGGGGGGGGGGUUUGGGCACAAUCCUGCAAUAUUUACUGUAAGCUUCUUCUGAGGAAUUGUCGGUGUGACCUUAGGCAAAAUAGUUUUGUGUUAUUUAUGUCAUUGGGAAGCACUACUAAAGAGCCUAAUGAUCAGUAUAGUAUCAGAUUAAUCACUAGAGCAUGUGCGUGUGUAUGAGCUACUAUUGAAUGCCACUGGCCAUGUAAUACUCAU
Molecule: messenger RNA, 3901 nt
Organism: Hippocampus comes (tiger tail seahorse)
Lineage: Eukaryota; Metazoa; Chordata; Actinopteri; Syngnathiformes; Syngnathidae
Product: glutamate receptor ionotropic, NMDA 1
Exons: 22
Coding region: 95-3169 (1024 amino acids)
Biological process (GO): monoatomic ion transport
Cellular component (GO): membrane
Molecular function (GO): ligand-gated monoatomic ion channel activity; signaling receptor activity
Source: RefSeq, a predicted model, not a curated record